This is a messenger RNA of Cricetulus griseus (Chinese hamster), 579 nucleotides long. The record is from RefSeq and is a predicted model, not a curated record. Lineage: Eukaryota; Metazoa; Chordata; Mammalia; Rodentia; Cricetidae.
GUAGGCAGGGCUUAUGGCUGUCUGAUAGACGAGGAAACUGAGGCUAGAGAUACUGCAGGACGGGAGAAGACGAGGCGAGCCUGGUGACUUGAGACAAACAGUCUGAGACAUGGGCCCGACGGCAGCGGCAGCCUGAGGUCGAGAACUCAGGACGGCCCACCCUCCAAUGCUCCCUUCCUAGAUGGCGCAUAGGCCUUGGUCCGUCAUGGUCGCAGUGCUGCUAGUCCUGCUCGCCUGCCUGGGAGCGCUGGUGGACGCCUACCCCACCAAACCCGAGGCUCCGGGCGAAGACGCCUCCCCGGAGGAGCUGAGCCGCUACUACGCCUCCCUGCGCCACUACCUCAACCUGGUCACCCGACAGCGGUAUGGGAAAAGAGACAUCCCAGACGCUGUCUUCUCCAAACUGCUCUUCACUGACGACAGAGAAAACCUCCCCAUCAGGUCUCGGCCAGAAGGUGCCUACCAAUGGUGAAGACCCCAAGUCCUCUUUCGAGAUGUGUUAACUAUACCGACUUCAUUUGCAUAUUUGGUUCCAAGAGGGGACUCCGUAUCUUGGUGUCCCGGGUGCCCAGGCUUGGG